AUGGCAAAUGAUGGGAUUCAGAGGAAUGACAACAGAAAGGGUUUUAAAACUGUACAGUUCUCGGCUUAUUCUAAAGAAAUUGACGUCAUAAUGAAAAAAAUAUCAUUCUUGGAAAGAAACAUUACCCAACAACUAGAUACUCUUCCUCAUUUUCCAAAAACCUUACCACCAAAUCACAAAGAUUGUGUAAGUAGAAAGCACAGGGCCAGGCGAGGUUGGAGUAGUCAGCUGAAAAACUUGCUAGGCAUUUACUCCAAAGAGGAAAUUUUUACUCUGGAUAAUUUAGCUGCAACACUGCAUGAUCAAGUUUUAAAGUUACAAGCUACACUUUUUCCCAAUGCCAUACUGAAACAGGUUCAUCUCGACAAUGCCAACAUAGAAAACAAGAGAAUUCUGAAGGAAAUUACAUAUAAAUACCUUUCCAACGAAAACUGUAAAGAGGAGAACAAAUUCGGAACAUUCAUCGUAAAGAGAAUUUUUUUUGGUGACUUAUCACUCGGGGUUUCCGUGUUAAUCAACCGUAUUGCUUUCGAAUCGGCCACAUCAUCCAUUAUGGUAGUGAGAAGUUCAUUUAUUGAAAGUGAUUUCUUUUAUGAAGAUUAUUUGAUUUUCGAUUGCAGAGCGAAACGACGAAAAAAAUUGAAGAGGAAAAUUUUGUUUAUUUCCACUACCAUGAAUUUCAAUUACCAAACCAAAGUCUAA
Molecule: messenger RNA, 702 nt
Organism: Saccharomyces cerevisiae S288C
Lineage: Eukaryota; Fungi; Ascomycota; Saccharomycetes; Saccharomycetales; Saccharomycetaceae
Gene: SDD1
Product: Sdd1p
Exons: 1
Coding region: 1-702 (233 amino acids)
Source: RefSeq, marked reviewed